Messenger RNA from Boeremia exigua, 1494 nucleotides. RefSeq lists its product as uncharacterized. NCBI's taxonomy places the organism in Eukaryota, Fungi, Ascomycota, Dothideomycetes, Pleosporales, Didymellaceae. The record is from RefSeq and is a predicted model, not a curated record. Bases 221 to 1291 code for a protein of 356 amino acids. The transcript is spliced from 2 exons.
AGGAACUUGCGCCUGGUGACCGGCACGCCUCGUUCAAGCCACCGCGGCACUCCUAGGACCAUAGCCUGCGCUACAUAAGAUGGAGGGGACCGCGCGGGGUGCAUGGCCAACCGCUCUUGCGCCAUCACUCCCUCAGAAACUGUUGUUGAUCUCAUAUUGUUGUUGCAUUGAAGACUUGUGGGGAACCCUGUCACAGAUCUGAACGUAUCCGGAAUCCAGGAUGAGGCUCUUUGCUACUCUCGUUGUGCCUUUGGUCGGCGCGCGCGUCAUACGGUUUGAGCCACAGGUACCCAUUAUACAAAAGGAAAUUGAAGAUGCUUCUGCACCUGCAGUUGGUGUGCACUUCACCACCUCGUAUGCGACAGCUGCUGCGAAGUACGAGAAUGGUACAACAGUAGACCUGGUCAGGAUAGAUGCCGAUUCUGAUUACAUUGACUUGAUGUCACAGUGGACAAAUUCAUGGAAGGAGUUCGAUUGCGAAGGUCCGGUCCAGCGACUGCGAUGCGAUCUUGAACAAAUACGGCGCGAAGCCCGAAGACGACUCAGAUUGCCCAUCACACAGAACUCAGCAACGCUCAGCAAGUUCGUCAAGAAGGUGCGAAGCGCUGUCGAAGCAGAGUUGGGAACAUCAGUAUCCACCAUCGCUCCUGUGGCACCUCAGAUUGUUGGCUGGGAUUCCGAAGACUUUGAAGAUGCGCUGCAUCUCGCUGGAUUAACUUCCCUAAGACUUGGUGACAAGCCGACAUACUGGGACACGAAUGCCGCAUUUGCAGGGAUGGGAUACGGACUCUGUGAAUCCAAGACGGACUUGGCAGAGUGUCUGGAAGAGGAGCGACAAAUGCCCUAUGAGCACGUGCUGUUCUUAAACUUCGACAAAUCUUCCUUCAGUGCGACAGUGCAGUACUUGCAGCAUGCGGAUCAGGAGUGGUCCUAUUCCAGCAGGGCUGACAUGACUCUCGGAUGGUGGAACCUGCCAGUCUUUGAAGUCUCAAGGGCAAGGUUUUGGGCACAAAUACACGAGGUCAUCCUUGAAGUAGCCGGAGCUCUGCAGAGGGCGCCAAACAAGAUUGUGCUGCUCGGAGAGCAUGGUACAGAUUCAGAAUUUCUGGAUGUUGUCAAAGCUGCUCUUUGGGAUGUUCUAGAGAUCGACGUCUCCUUACUGUUGAGUGCGAACAAGGCUGAGGAUGUGCGCAUGCUGUCGGCGCGUGGGGCAGCAGAAUUCGCAAGGAGAGCGGAGACAUGGAAAGAUUGGAAGAGGACACAAGACGAAGCUGAGAGCAUUGAGCUCUGAAAACGGAAGACGGACGCACCACCUUAUAAUUCCAUGAUACCCAAACUUAGUCGUAAUGUAGACAUACAGCGAUAAUACUACACUAUAAUUCAAACUAAUUCGAACCUCUCAGCAUGUCUGGAAUCAACACUUAGAUUGCAAGACGUACAAUGUGACAAAAGCAGCAGCAAAGUCAGAUGUAACGGAACAUGUUGUUCCUAACA